Gamsiella multidivaricata is the source of this 291-nucleotide messenger RNA. RefSeq lists its product as uncharacterized. Lineage: Eukaryota; Fungi; Mortierellomycota; Mortierellomycetes; Mortierellales; Mortierellaceae. The record is from RefSeq and is a predicted model, not a curated record. The annotation marks the transcript as partial. The transcript has a single exon.
CCGCUCACGCUCCCUGGAUUCGUUGCACUGAUGAGACUGUUCCCUAAUCUCGAGACGCUCAAGUUCACGACGAACUUCUUUACCUACGACCACCAGUUCCAAGGCUUGACAGCAGAGAUUUACGGGGAGGAGAUCAAGCUGGUGGAGACGAUGAUCCUUAAUGAGAUGAACGAUCGCUGGUCGUCUGAGCGCGACGCCUCCACCUGCUGGAUCGGGAACUGGCAUGCGCCCUUGACACAGGAGCAGAGUCUUCGAGUUGGGAUCAUGCGCCCUCUAGUUUCUUCACCAUGA